Amborella trichopoda is the source of this 1015-nucleotide messenger RNA. RefSeq names its product Glycosyl hydrolase family 35 protein. NCBI's taxonomy places the organism in Eukaryota, Viridiplantae, Streptophyta, Magnoliopsida, Amborellales, Amborellaceae. The record is from RefSeq and is a predicted model, not a curated record.
CCUGUGGUGCCAACGCGCCCAUUUCCCCGCGUACUGCAAUAUGGCUCGAUUUCCACCACCCCCUGCAUUUAUGACUACUCUCUCUCUCUCUCUCUCUCUCUCUACACACGCAAAAAACCUACAUACCCCAUUGAACUCUCUCUCUCCCAUGCUUUCUCUCUCAUCGCUGCCAUUUUCUCACUCUAACAUAAAGAAAUCAAACUCACCAAGUCACCAACCUACUUUCUCUCUCUGCUGGAUUUUCAUGCCCGCCCAUUCUUUCCCCUAGUCAUACCAUAUCUUUUUGUCGAAGCUUUUUCAUGGCGGCUUGAGAUUUUCCCGGAUUUUCAUGGGGACUUGAAGCCCUUUGCUGACGAAAAAAAAAACCCAUUUCUUAAUUUCACUUGUCAUGGCUUCCAUCACUUGAAAAGGAAGCUCAUUUCAGUCUGAUAUUGAUAAAUCUCUGGUUGGGUUUUCCCAAAAAGCGUUUCUGGUCUGCGUUAUGAAGGUUCGUGGAUUUUGGUUUUUUUUUGUGGCUCUGGGGACAUUUUUUAUGUUCCCUGGCUUUGGCUUCAGCUUCAGCAAUGGUGGCCAAUUCGUUGCAGAUGUGGUGCCUCCAGGCCUUCAAGUAAGCAUACCAGUGCCUGUGACCAUGAAAACAAAGGAGAAUGAACCAAAGUGGAACAGAAGACUGGGUGAUGUGUAUUUGGAGGAUUACCAUCGCUUCGAUCCAGCACCAAGCUCAAAGGCUGCCAUCAAAACAGGACCAAUCGAACAUGGUACCCCUCUGAUUCCUUAUAUUCCCAAACCAACCCCACCAGGCCAUCCAAAGCAUGCUGGAUCUCCUCCUUAGAGCCACUCUUUUCAUCUCUUUGCUUUCGUUAUGUAUAAGGGUUGGGUUAGUUAAUAACUUCCAUGACUUAGUGCUCAGUUUGGAAGGGUCAUAUGUGAAUUUCCUGUUCUCUGUGUUUUCUCUAAGCUAACUGUUAUUUGACAGUGCUUAUAUUUACUGAAACUUGUACUGACUAUUAAGCCA